Molecule: messenger RNA, 874 nt
Organism: Rhipicephalus sanguineus (brown dog tick)
Lineage: Eukaryota; Metazoa; Arthropoda; Arachnida; Ixodida; Ixodidae
Product: 5'-3' exonuclease PLD3
Exons: 6
Coding region: 1-870 (289 amino acids)
Molecular function (GO): catalytic activity
Source: RefSeq, a predicted model, not a curated record
AUGGGGCCAGUGGCUUCCGAAGCCUACAUGCUCUGCCUCAUUAUAUUGUCUGAAGCUUCAUUUUUGUCUCUGCAAGAAGGUUGGCGGUUUGAUGUGAUGGAGGUUGGUGUGCUGUUAAGGAACUGCAGUCACAUCGUCAGCGAUCUCGAGAAAAUAUUCCAAGUCUAUUGGGAAAUGGCGGAUGAGAAUUCCACGCUUCCCACAACCUGGCCGGAAAAUCUUAGCACCUCGAUCAACAGCAUAACUCCUGCCCAUUUCGAUCUCAACGGCACGAGCACAUUAACGUACAUAGCGAGUUCUCCUCCUUUCUUAACGACUUCCGGAAGGACGGAGGACAUUGACGCAAUCAUUGACGUCAUCAGUAAGGCGGAGGAAUUUGUCUACGUUGCGGUCAUGAACUACCUGCCCAUAGAUUAUUAUUCCAAAACGAGAAGGUUGUGGUCGGUAAUCGACGAUGCGUUGAGACGCGCCGCCGUUGAAAAUGGCGUCCGUGUGCGCCUCCUGGUGUCGAAGUGGAGCAAGACAAAGCCGGUCAUGUGGAACUUCGUGGAAUCUCUCGCCUCCCUAAACACCACUAAUAUCUCCAUCGAAGUCAAAGCUAUGAUGAUUCCAGCCUUCACAGAAGAGCAACGCAAGACCCCGUACGCUAGAGUGAAUCACCAAAAGAUGAUGAUUACAGACACAGCGGCUUACAUUGGAACAUCGAACUGGGAGCCCAACUACUUCAUCAAGACUACAGGCGUUGGCUUGGUGUUAUACCAGAACUCAAGCGAUUCCAUCAGGGGGCAAUUGAAAGCGGUUUUCGAGCGAGACUGGAAUUCCAAUUUCACUUACUACGUCAGGCCUGGCCACCGAAGAAAACUCUCAUGAUUCC